AUGGAGAGUAGACGAGUGGUGUUGUUGGCAGCGGUACUGUUAGCGUUGAUGUGGAUGCCGGCGUCGGUAACGGCGGUGGUGGAAUGCACCACCGUGACGGCACUUAUAUCGGCGUGCUCCAACUUCGUCACCUAUGGCUCGCCGGACCCAAUGCCCGGCUCGCCGUGCUGCGACGCAAUGGUGACCCUCAAUAGCCUGGCUCACUCAGUCGAGGACCGCCGUUCGCUGUGCCGGUGCGUGAUGGGCCUCAUCACUAUAUACAACCCCAAUGCCACUUCCAUUGCCACCUUGCCCGGCUUCUGCGGUGUCUCUCUAGGCUUCACCAUUGAGCCCAACACUGACUGCAACUAG
Messenger RNA from Diospyros lotus (date-plum), 351 nucleotides. Its product is annotated as putative non-specific lipid-transfer protein 14. Lineage: Eukaryota; Viridiplantae; Streptophyta; Magnoliopsida; Ericales; Ebenaceae. Gene Ontology annotation, biological process: lipid transport. The record is from RefSeq and is a predicted model, not a curated record. The transcript has a single exon. Bases 1 to 351 code for a protein of 116 amino acids. Gene Ontology annotation, molecular function: lipid binding. Gene Ontology annotation, cellular component: membrane.